Calliphora vicina (urban bluebottle blowfly) is the source of this 628-nucleotide messenger RNA. RefSeq names its product protein D3-like. The record is from RefSeq and is a predicted model, not a curated record. Lineage: Eukaryota; Metazoa; Arthropoda; Insecta; Diptera; Calliphoridae. The transcript has 2 exons. The coding region runs from base 8 to 628 and encodes 206 amino acids.
UAAAAUCAUGAAGUUCCUAAUCUUACUACAAAUAUUAUUCAUUGCAGUAACAGUAUUUGCUGAGGAUUCUGAAAUAACCAAGGCUAUGAAAAGGCAUGAAGUCAUACCAGAUCUUUUAGAUGAGGGACCCCAGGAACUAUUAAAGGUUUCCUUCGAUAGCGGUGUUAUGGCUGAAAUGGGUAAAGAAUUAACCCCCACCCAAGUGCAAAAUCCCCCCAUAGUAGAAUGGUCAGCGGAAAAAGGCAUAUUUUAUACACUUCUCAUGACGGAAGUGGAUGCUCCAUCGCGUGAGGAUACUUCGCUAAAGGAAUGGCGCCAUUGGUUAAUUGUCAAUAUACCAGAAGAUAAUGUUAGCAAAGGAGAUUUACUAAAUGGUUAUCAAGGUUCGGGCCCCAGUAAUGGUUCGGGAUUUCAUCGUUAUGUUUAUUUACUGUUCAAACAGCCAGAUAAGCUGACUUUUGAUGAAAAAUAUUCUGCUGCCAAUAGUAUUGAGGGAAGACCUAAUUUCUCCACAAAAAACUUUUCCGCAAAAUAUGGCUUGGGUGUUCCAGUGGCAGGAAAUUUUUAUGAAGCACAAUACGAUGAGUUUUCGAAUGUUCUAUUGGCUAGAUUGGGUUUGAAUCUGUAG